CGCCUUGCCCAGCUGAUGGGGAGGAUACAGUCUCUCUCUCUUUCUCUCUCUCCCUUCCGCCCUGUCCCACUCUUCUGUCCCUCCCCCGUCCUCCAUUAUCGCUCCCUCUCUCUCUUCCAAUCACUCCCUCUCUCAGGAUCGUAUCCGGCCUCUCCCACUGCAGUCUCUCUCCACCGGUCUCUGACCUUCAGCAGCCUGGGACCAUGCAAGCCUGCCUGCCCAGUGAGAGAUGAGGAGGCAGAGUCUCAGAGGAAGGCCAGAUCCCGCCAAGCCAGGCAAACCCGCAGAUCCACACAGGGUGUGACCCUGGCUGAACUGAAGGAAGCUCAGAGGACCAACAGCCUGUCUCCCCUGGACAGAGACAGACAGACAGCAGAUGGACAUAGCAGACUGACUGACAGGUCCUGUCUGCGGGGGAAAUGGGCUGCAGAGGACAGAGGAGAGACCAGGACCAAACUGGCUCAGUCUAUGGAGACAGAGGAUCACAGUCCCACAUGGAGCAGGGAGAUAGAUGAGCUCGGAAAUCAUAGAUCAAGGCUGGGGACCAUGGAGGCAGAAUAUUCCUCUGCCAGUGGGCACUAUACCAGCCUGGCCAACCGCACAUCCUCCAGAGUUGUUGAAUGGAGAGAUGAAAACCAGAACCCAAUUGAGGAUCCCUCCAAACAUGUCCUCUCCACAAUAGAGAAACAAGUUCGAUUCUGUGACCAAGAGUCAGAUGAAGCCUACCAGAAGUUGGAGCAUGACAGGGCAUCAAGGUUGGACUCUGGUGGUGGGGACAGCAGGGCUGAACCUCUGGGCAGAACCAGCUCCUACACACGCAGGGAAACCAGAUUGGCAGCGCUGAACAAGCAUGAGGACGACACCAGCUCCAGGGAUUACAAGAAGAUGUAUGAAGACGCUUUGGCAGAGAAUGACAAGCUCAAGUCCCGGCUGGAUGAUAGCAAACAGGAGCUGACCAAGAUACGCACCCAGCUGGACAAAGUCACCCAGAAACAGGACAGAGUGUCUGAAAGAUCCACUGUACUUGAAUCAGAGAAAAGGGAAAAACAGGCUCUGGAGAAGAGGGUAACGGACAUGGAGGAAGAGCUCAAGGCCCUCCCUGUUCUGGCUCAGCUGCAGGCACUGCGGAGUGGCAAGGAGCGUCUGCUGGCUGAGAACAGGGCCAUGCUGCGUGUCCUCACCCACCUCUCCCAGAUGGCCUUCCUGCCUGAGACAGAGGACCUCUAACCCCCCUGUCCCACAUGCCUCCACCUCUCUACCCCUCCUUGCUCUCCCCUCCCUGAUUCUUCAGCCACUCCUCCUCUCAUCUGUCCUCCUUCUGGUUCUCCUGAUGCUGCACCUCCUUCUCUCCUCUCUGCUGCACUCUUCUCAGGCAGGUCCUGCUGCUGCACCCCCCUACCUCCCACUCUCACUCCUCCACCUUAAGGCCUCUCUCACUUGUGUGGCAUGCCUCUCUCUGACUCACUCUCCCAUAAGGCCAAUGAAGGGCAGCCCCCUUAAACUCCCUCAUCUAUUUUAGCUACACCCAUGCUGCAUGGGUGAUAUUAUUUACUGACGUUUCUCCAGUGGUUAUUAUUACAGUAUAGUCAGUAUUACAGUAAAGUCACUCAAUCCUCAGCUUGAACAAACUCAGAAACAGUCUGGACACUGCUUGAGAGACUUAUGGAAGGCAGAGUGCUGAAGUCGCCAAGGAAACCUUGUAAGGAUUAACAUGAUUGCAAUUUUCCAUUUCACAAACCUGACAUUUUCAUUGUUUGCUCAUUUUUUGCCACAGUGUCCAAUGCAAAGUGGCUGAUAGGGAAUCUGACAUUUUAAACUAUUACGUUUGUCUCAAUCAUGUGGGAGUGAAAUGUGUGAUCUCAUUGGCAUCCGUCGACUCACUAAACCCUUUUCCACUGGCCAAAAAACGUGCACAAUGGUGUAGUGUGUGUGUGUGUGUGUGUGUGUGUGUGUGUGGGUGUGUGUUUGUGUGUUUGUGUGUGUGUGUGUGUGUGUGUGUGUGUGCGUGUGCGUGUGUGUGUGUGCGUGUGCGUGCGUGCGUGUGAGUGAGUGAGUGAACUACACACAGCUCUGUCUGAGACAGAAGCAGAACUGGACAAACAGUUGGACCAAAAAUGUGCAGUAUGCAUUGUCAAAUAUAAUACUUAACAAUAUGCUGCUAUUUAAUUGCGGUAACUGGAAUAGGCAGGAGUGGGGUGAUGAGUUCAUCAUUGUCUGUGAAGGUAGACUUUUCAGGCGAGCACACAACAUUAUUGUUCACUGUCUGUGGAGGAUGGGGGAGAUUUUUACAAAGAUUGUGGUUAUUUUUAGUCAUUAUUCAUGCUGUGGGAGGUGACCUAGAUUGCGGAAGCUGGCCUUGCAUAUCUCUCUCUCUCUGUUUCGGUUCUCUCUCGGUUUGUAGUUUGCACAUAGAACCAUAAGCCAAAUCAUGUCCCAACCUUUUCCACGAUCAUACUGUAUCCGCAUGCUCUCAUUGCUUUACAUCAUAUUUUGCUGAAAGCCUGCCACUCUUUUUUUUCUCCACUCUUUUCUCCACCCUUCGCAUGUUGUGACUGUAGAGAUUGUAGUGUUAAAUCAUUUAGCAACAAGUUCCUGGUGAUUAAAUAUUGCAUAUCAUUCUUACUUUGCCUGAAAAUGAUAAACAAUGUGUAUUAAAUGUGUCUGUCAAUGUCGCUUAAAUAAGAAGGAACAUAGACAAACGACAAGGCAGUGUAACUUGUACAUAUUUCUGUCUACAGGCCAUUAUGUGUCACCCCUGUUCCCUGUUGCGAAUUAGCUACCAUGACAAUCUAAUGCUGCUCUCUCUGUUCCUGUAGGUCUUGACAGAGCUUAAAUCAGACAACCAGAGACUGAAGGACGAGAAUGGGGCUCUGAUCCGUGUCAUCAGCAAGCUGUCCAAGUAAGAGGUUGGAAGCCUCUGUCCAAAGUCAUAGUAUACUUCCUUCAAGCUUGCAAUGUGUGUCACUAUCAUUGGCCUUCGGCACCCUCCCACCCUGAGACUGUACCAUGGUGCUCAGUGACACUUACCUGCCAACUGUUCUCAGAGGCAUGGUGAGGAACCGUCAAAUUCCUGAUGACCCCUGGCCUACUAUGACUCCAUGUUCAUUGGCUCACUUCAUACCAGGAGGUCAAAGUGGGGAGGAGAACACACAGCGUUGGCUCAAAGAGGGUGUUGAUCUGGGGUACAGUAAACUCCGAAGCUCCAGGCUAGAAGUCUCUAAUCAAUAUCACAUCCACAUAUUUUACCUAUACAUCACAAACAUAUGUUGAUUUUGUGCUUCAGUGUGCACUGCAGAAAAAAACGACUGAAAAAACAAUCAUAGGUAUAACUGUUAUGACAUUGAUAACAUUACACAUUGUCAGUUGUUAUGAGGUGUUUAUAUCAUUAGUCUUUAUGGUUUAUAGUUCAAUUGAAGUCCAAAUUUCCAUCACAGACCAUUUUCUCUGAGCUGCUCAUGAACCUUUUCCUGCUUUGAUUUUAGUGUGGUGUACCAUGGUCUCUGGCGAGACAGAUGUCACAUUUGUUGGAUAUUUUUAUGUAAUUUAUGCAUUUUUCCCCUCAAAUAUUUAUACUUAUACUCAACCAAUAUUUUUACCAAUAUAUUAUUAAUAUGUAUCCUCUUUAAGCAUUUUAGGAAACACUACCAUUAGUCCACAUAGUGCCUCACGCUAUGAGAUGGACAGCAUUUUUAUUUUUUUUCAGGUGAAACCUGUACAUGAUUUGUAAUGCAGAUAGCACAGAUAGCACAGUCUCGUGGUAAUGAGCAGAAUCAGUAGGAAUGUUAUCAAAUACAUCAAACACAUACACUCCAUUCCAGCCACGAGACCGUCCCCCCCAAUUAAGGUGCCACCGACGUCCUGUGAUAAAGAGGCCCUGUGUUGUGCCCUGUGCUAUCUGCAUUAAAAAUCAUGUACAGGUUUCACCUGAAAAUAAAAUGCUGUCCAUCUCAUAACAUGAGGCACUAACGUGAGACACUUUAUGUAUACCACAUGUGCCUUUCCUGAAAGAACAAUACAGCUAUCUGUCUACACAUGUACUGUAAGUAUAUUUAAAGACAGUAUCUUAUGUUGAAACAACUUUACCAUGUAUGUAUUAUAAGAGACCGGAAAAAGACUGAAAUGCUACUUGUACAUGUCUGUGGUUUGAUCACUUGCUCAAUAAACUGUAGAUGGUUAAAUAUGUGA
This is a messenger RNA of Oncorhynchus mykiss (rainbow trout), 4185 nucleotides long. The record is from RefSeq and is a predicted model, not a curated record. NCBI's taxonomy places the organism in Eukaryota, Metazoa, Chordata, Actinopteri, Salmoniformes, Salmonidae.